UUAUAGCCUUUUGCCUAAGUAAGUGAGAUGUGACUAAACAGUUUUAUUGUCAUGGAUUUCAAAUUUCAAAACAAAUCAAAACUCAAAAAUAAUUCUAAACUUUUCAUUUGAUUUGAUUUCAAGCGUAACUAUGGACACACCAUGAUGAUGAAGUUCAUAGGUUAAAAAUAUACCUAUGCAAGAAUGGAAAAAUGGAAGAUGUAUUUAGCGUCUGUGCCUUUAGGUGCAGGAAUAUUAGUUUCAAUAUGGUCGAUUUUUGGCGGGUUCAGAAAAAAAUUCCAAAAAUUUGGACAGGAGAGAAGGGGGCAGAACUUAAAUUAUGAUUUGGACCUCAAUUUGCUCUAUGGAUUAACAAAGUCAAGUAACCUGCAACUGAGGAAAAGUGCAGAGCAGAUGAUUCUUGAAAGAGUUACCAGAAAUGAGAGUCUUAUGACAGGACUGCUGAAUUGGUCAUACUGUGAGAAAACAGCUGAACAGAUCAAAGCUGUCACAGUAAUGAGUGUCCUUUUAAAGUCAGCUGAUAUGAGGUCCCAAGGGAUGGGUUACCGGCUUGUGAAGCGUCUAGCUGAGUUGUUUGUAGAAAGUGUCUCCACCAAUGAGGACUCCCUUUCACAUGAGGGUGCCCUCUAUCGUGAUAGCAUGCAGCAGUUGGCCCUUUGUGCAAUUUUUGACUUUAUUGUUGAAUCAGCAUCAUGUAAGGAGUUCUUGUGUCAGCAGAACAAGGAAUUUGUGAAGUGUUGCCUGGCAACCCUCACAACAACAAACAGAAAGGAAGUUAUGAGGUUUGCCUUGUAUACAAUUCAUCAGAUUGUGCUGCAUGAGCCUCUCAGCUCCGAAGUUAUUGAUGCAGGGGGUAUUUCUGCCAUGUGUGCCUGUCUUCAUAGCAACCAAGGAGACCCCACCCUACAGAGGGUUAGCCUACAGAUCCUUGUCAUCUUUGUCACAGUUACACAACAAGAAAGCAAGAAAACUUUGAGAGCUAUAUGUGGAGGGAAUAUUGUCCGUCCCGUUGUUAUGUGCCUCAAAUCUGAUGACCCAGAAUGCAUCUAUUCCUCUUUGGCUUUGCUACACGAUUUUACUGUCAAUGAUUUAUGCAAAGAUGAGAUUUGUGGUGUACCAGGAGUUCUUUUUUGUCUCACUAAGAUCCUCACCAACAGUGAAGCAAAUGUACAAAGACUUGUAUUGCGUCUUCUCAGUUUCUUAGCUCUUAAGAAUGAUGUUUUCCAAGAACAGCUAGUGCAGCAGAAAGAUCUCAUGAAACAUUUGUCCAUAUACUUGGCAAGUAGUGAUAAAGAAGUCGUCCACUGGGCAUUGGUUCUUAUACAUGAUCUAGCAAUGUCAGGGAAGGGUAUGGCUGAGAAGGUUUACAAGAAUAGUGAGAAGUUGAUUGUGUCCCUGGUGAGCCUAACCCAAGCCCCAGAUUCUGUGAUACAGCGAUUACUAGCCGAAACUCUUGGAUUCUUCAACUCAUGUGAGACCUUAGCAGCAGGUGUAGUGAGAGAUGGCGUAUUGAAGACUGUUCUACACUUUUCCUCAGGACAAGAUCCAGAGCUAAAGUUCUGGGGAGCUGCCAUGCUGCUCAAUAUGACCAUGACAUCAGAUGCUGUAAAAUGUGAGAUACUAGAGACAGGAUGCCUUCAUGUUAUUAUGGACCUAGCAAUUAGUGAACAUGAAAACUCACAGAUAUCAGCACUGGCAGCUAAAACAUUAGCUAUGCUACAGUUUACAGAAAGCCCACUUUGUAUUGAGGUUGAGGAGGAAGGUUCAGCUAUAAGAGUCAAGUUUGGACGUAACACUCUCACUCUACCCAACAGUGAGCUUGAAGUGUUGAUGUGGAACUGUGAAGUAUUCGCUGCAUCAUUCCAAGGAAGCUAUGAUAACAGCCAGCCUAUUGAACUCUCCUUCUCAGAACAUGAUGUUGGCAACUUUGUUGUUCUAUCUGGUACAAAAUCUGCUUAUCAGUCCCUAAAAGGCCUGUUCAUCAGUUUACCAGUUGAACUUUAUGAAUGUGCAGACACGGGACGAGUUAUAGUGCUCUGUAAGAUUGCAGAAGACAGAACACUUGCUGUCAUCAAAUCUGGUCCUAAAAUCCAUGCUGAGUUCACAUGGGGAAACAUAGUCGGGGAUCGGGUUGACAGAAUUGUGUUUGUGCCCCUUGUCAAUCAUAUAUUGACCACACCCCCUGAUUCACAGAUCAGUAAGAUUACAGAACUGGAGCUAUUGGAGGUGUUAUGUCGCAUAGAGAGACACAGGAAUGUCCUUCUUCAUAAAUUACCUGUGCUAAACUAUCUUCAUGAGAUGUUAAGGAUAAUGGAUUCAGAUUUUGUGACAUCACUAGAAUGCCAGCCAAUGAGAGUGACACAUUGUCUUGCUGCUCUAAGAAUCAUUGCAGUUGUGACAAUCACAGAUGAAAGCAGGGUACAGUUAUUAGAAGAAGGCAUACUGGAUACCAUGGCAACCCUACUAGAAAAGUUGAAUAGUUUGACACUUCAAGCUUUAUGGCCUCGUAUAACCUCCACUGGGGAAUCUAAAAUCCUCGAUGAACAGUCCCUAGCAACCAAUGAGCAGCCCCUAGCAACCAACUACCAGUCCCCAGCAACCAAUGAACAGUCCCUAGCAACCAAUGAAACAAGACCAAAAGAAGAAAGAUCUCAAGAGAGUACAAGUCAGGAUACAGCUGAACUAUUUGAUCAAUCAAAACUGGAAGCUAAAGUGCAUGUGUCUGAACUGGCUGGGCCAUCUCUAGGAGCCAAUGGGCAAUCUAUAGAAGCCAAUGGGCAAUCUAUAGAAGCCAAUGGUCAAUCACUAUCAAUUAAUGGGCAGUCCCUAACAACUGAAGAAUCUCAUUUCACUGAAGUGUCUGCAAUCAGCGGAUAUGAUGAAAGCUCUUAUUAUGGGGCUAGAUCGUCAACUGUUGUAUCAAGACCAGAAUCUUGUUCCUUUACUGAAGAACUCAAUGCCAGUGUUGCCAUAGAAAAAGUGCCUCCUUCUGUGUUGAGUGAUUAUGAAGAGCUAUUGAAUCAGAUGAAGAUCUUUAUCAUUCAGACCUUUGCUAGUGCCAGUGUUGGAAGGGAGGCUGUGAAGAUAUGUGACUUACUGUGGCAGAACCAGUCAUUUUACAAAGUAUGGUCAGCUGUGUUGUCUGUGGACCCUACAACAAAAUCUGCCAUUAAUUUAGCAUCAGUAAUUAUGAUGUGUGGUGUUGCUGAGUCGAAGGAAAGUGAAGAUAUCGCCACCUGUAACUUCCUGUGUAGUGAAGCUCUACUCAUGUCUCGGAACAAUCUUGCGUUGAGAAAUGACCAUUGGACAUUUGAGAGUGCAUGGCUAGAUUUUGGCUUCAAUCUCCAACAACAUGGGCCAUUACUUGAGCAGUCUGCAGCUGUAUACUAUGAGGUCACAUUAAGAAGUAGUGGUAUUGUACAAUUAGGUUGGACAAAUGGAAAAAGCAGGUUCAGUCCAGAAAGAGGCCUAGGGGUUGGCGAUGAUUGUGACUCGUAUGCUUUUGAUGGAGCAAGGUGUAAAACAUGGAAUGGCCCAAUUACACAGCAUUUUGAUAAUGACUAUGGUGAACAAUGGGAAGAGGCUGAUGUUAUCACUUGUAUGCUCUCUAAAACAGGGGAGAUGUACUUCUUACGUAAUGGGCACCACCAAGGUGUAGCAUUUAAAGGAAUCGACAUGUCGGCCAUAUGGUACCCUGCAGUGUCAUUAUCAACUGGUCAGCAUAUAGAGAUCAACCUAGGGACCCAACCAUCAAAAUAUUUGUCCAAGAAAGAUGAGUACUGCUCCAUCUAUAAACUAUGUUGCCACAAUAAGCAAAUCAAUAGCAAUACCAAAGAAGACUUAAAUGAGAUAGCAGCCCUACCUGAUAUUUCAACAAAGCUGGAACCAACAGAAUUGGGACCUUUGACACUGUCCCCAAAGUCCUCUUCGGCUGCUUUAUACUUUGAAGUAACCCCAGAGUCACUGAAAGUCCAAAAGAUGGCUGUACAGUUUGGUUACUCCAGUAUGGAUGAAUCUGCCAAAAUUGUGUGUUCACUAACUGAGAAUGUUCUUAUGUUACCAGAUGGACAGAGAUUUAAGUUUACACCACAGGAGGCUGAGAGCCUUGGGUGUGGAUUAGAUGUAACAAGUAGUUCUCUAUUCUUCACCUUCAAUGGACGAGUUAUCAAGGGCAGAUUCAUCUGUCCAUCAGAUGUCUGCAAACCAUAUACAAACACACAACUCACAAUGAACUUUGGGGCCAGAAAUUUUUAUUACAUUCCUGCUAAUGAUGUCACCUGUCGUCUACAAGCUUCGUCUAUUCUAAACUUUUCAGUAUUAGAAUCAAAGAGUUAACUGAGGUUGAAACAAGAAGGGGAAGUCAGCAAAGGAACAUUUCGAUAAGUUCACAUAGACAAUGAAGAUUGUAUUUAAGAAAAACAUGUUUAAGGUAUUAUAUCAUAGCAAAAACAAUGAUACCAGCUGUUGACAAGAUUGUGCUGAUGAAUUCAAGGUAAAAAUUCAUAUCAGCAAAUAUCAUACUUGAAAAGAUGGCUAGAUGGGAAGACAUGAAAGAGAGGGAAUGGGACCAUAAAUAAAUUAGGUGGCAUCAAGCUGAUAGACUUCUCCUUUGGGAGACAACGGGAUAUACAUUGUAGUUGGUUUGACUACUUAAUUGUAGCAUCACACAUGUCACACUAGCCUUGCCCAAGUCUUAGUAUUAUCUUUUAUAUCUUGAUCUUGAUCUUGAUUUUCAAUUAUAUAUUAUACAUGUCUUGAUGAUGAUAUGUGAAAAUAAAAUAAAAAGAUAAAAAGACACAGCCUUGGGCAAGGCUUAUAUUA
Molecule: messenger RNA, 4821 nt
Organism: Owenia fusiformis
Lineage: Eukaryota; Metazoa; Annelida; Polychaeta; Sabellida; Oweniidae
Source: the annotation of a GenBank genome assembly